GGUAGCGGAAGGAAGUGUAAUGGCUAACAGUUUCCCCUUUACGCUAAAUGCGCAUUCCGAUGUGAGCAAGAUGUAAGCGCUGUGCGGACUUUAUGUCUCCAAACCGUCUUCAUUUAUAAUUUGCGGGGAUAAAAUGUCCAACUGGAAAGAGUCCAACACUUGUCCUGACGGCUACAGGGCUUUACGCGCAAGUGAGCUGCGGGAGCUUUUACAAAAUGACGAUAAAAUGGACCAAAUCAUUCCACUCAAUGAGAAGUUGCAGGAUCUUCAUUUGGACAGGGAGACACUGCUGACCUCCAACCGGAGCUUGGCGGAGGAGAGCCUUGCCCGACAACCUCGCCUUAAUAACGGCAAACUCCAACUGGCAGAGAAAUACCGGGAACUGUCCAAAAUAGCAACCACAUGCUGGGAAAAACAGAGUCAGCUUGAUGCUCAUGUCCAGAGGCACAGCCUGCAGAGGGCGCAGAACCUCCUGCAGGAAGAGGUGGCACAUGCUGAGGAGCAUUCAGAGGAGCUGCUGGAGAAGUUCAUGGAGGGAAAUAUAAACCUGGAUGAGUUCUUGGACUCCUUCCAAAGCUCGAGGAAAACUUAUCACAUCCGCCGGGCUCAAGCAGAGAAGAUGCAGGAGUUCGUUGAAGCUAAGCGGCAGCCAGGCAAAACCGUGAGAGUGGAGGAGAGCAAAGUCCUGGAGGUGAAGGACUCGGAGCAGCCUCAGCGGCCAAAUGGCUUCGUAGCACAGGGACCUCUUAGAGUGUUCCAGGUACGCUAUGGCCUCACGCCAGCCAUCCUCCUCCCUCAUUACCCCGUUUCACCCCCUACCUUGGCUCCAGGACAUCAAGGUAGCACUCCCCCACCUGAGCCCCAACUGGGACAGACCCAUAUCCUCAACCCCAGCACCCCACUUCCAGGACAUGGCCAGCCGGUUGGCCUCAGGGUCAUUGGACAGUUACCUGGGGGCUGGCCGGCUAAUGGGCGGCCGAUUAGAGUGCAGCAGCUUUACAGGCCCAAUCCUCAACAGCCUGAGCCACCAUACCGAUAAGUUCAAGGAGGAUUUAAAGCCAGUUUGAGUGUUUUUCCAAGACGUGGGAUCAAACAGUGGCCGUCCAUCAUGUAAGCAAACACUGAUCCAGAGACAGAUAGCGCUGCAGAUGACCAUUUCUGUUCUCCAUCCAUGACACACAAAUGUGACCAUCAGGGGAAAAGGAGCAGAGCAGAGAUAGUGAGGCCGCAGAUGAAGAGACAGGUAGGACUAGGGACCAGUUUUAGUAGCUGGCUCUGUUUUGGGUUCAGUGAAAUAACCAGAUUCAUUAAACUCCAAUUCUUAUUAAUUUCUUAUCAAACCUUUUAUACCCCCUUAUUCUUUUUCAUUAGUAAAGACCACAAAUCAGUUUCUAGUUAAGGACAUUACAGUUUCCUCAUGCAGUGGCAAGACAACACAUCAGUUACAGAGUAAAGGAAAAGGGUGUACAUAUUAAUGUAAGGACAGAGAAAGGCAGCAGAAACAGUUAGGUUCAGAUAGAAAAUGUUAAAUGAAGAAUUAAAUAUAGUUUUAAAAUCAUGAAUAACAUUUUUAAUAUUAUUAACAUUUUCAUCCCAAAAACGACCAA
This is a messenger RNA of Monopterus albus (swamp eel), 1607 nucleotides long. It is a transcript of the gene vps37d, whose product is annotated as VPS37D subunit of ESCRT-I. Lineage: Eukaryota; Metazoa; Chordata; Actinopteri; Synbranchiformes; Synbranchidae. The record is from RefSeq and is a predicted model, not a curated record. Gene Ontology annotation, biological process: protein targeting to vacuole; protein targeting to membrane; ubiquitin-dependent protein catabolic process via the multivesicular body sorting pathway. Bases 134 to 1039 code for a protein of 301 amino acids. Gene Ontology annotation, cellular component: ESCRT I complex. The transcript has 4 exons.